AUGAUGUAUUCCCCUCCACGCACCGACCCUGACAGAGAGGAAGAGCAGUGCUUCGCAAUCGGAACUAAUCUGCUUGCUUCACUAGACCAUACCAUGAAUUUUGAUGAGCCUAUCGUCUUUCCAGUGAAAAAUGUAGGCAUGCAAGAGGGGGUUCAGCUCUACAAUUCUACUGGAGAUGCUCAACUAAGUAGAAAUAUGAACACAGGGAAGUGUUUGAAGGAUGGCAAGAGGAAGGGUUCUGGAGAGGACAGUUCAUCACUACAUUCUGUAGAUGAAGCGAGUGCAUUGUUGCAGCGAGAGGUCAGCAUGGAGUGUGCUGAUGAGAAGGCGGGUGAUGCUGGAGCCAAGAGAGAGGACUACGUGCAUGUCCGGGCAAAGCGCGGCCAAGCCACCAACAGCCACAGCCUUGCAGAAAGAUUUCGAAGGGAAAAGAUAAAUGAAAGGAUGAAGCUUCUUCAAGACCUUGUCCCGGGUUGCAACAAGAUUACAGGCAAGGCCAUGAUGCUUGAUGAGAUCAUAAACUAUGUGCAAUCUCUGCAGCGGCAGGUUGAGUUCCUUUCGAUGAAGCUCUCAGCGAUCAGCCCAGAGCUCAACUGUGACCUCGACCUGCAAGAUAUCCUUUGCACACAAGAUGCCAGCUCUGCUUUUCCAGGAUACAACCUGCAAGCGAGCAAUGUGCAUCUUAAUCUGUACAGAGCAUCUGAAGAAGGUUUCUCACACAGGAUCAUCCCUAAUCCAGCAAAUGUUCAUGUGACAAGAAACGCCCAGUUAUCUGCAUUUCCUCAGAGAGGAGUUAUCUGGAACGAGGAACUUCGCAGCACUGCUCCAAAUGCUUUCGCUUCAGAUACCAUUGCUGCCGUGCUCAAUUUUGUGAGAUUUCUCAAGAUCCAUUUUCACAUUGCAGACUCAAUGAAAGUGGAGUGA
Messenger RNA from Miscanthus lutarioriparius, 924 nucleotides. NCBI's taxonomy places the organism in Eukaryota, Viridiplantae, Streptophyta, Magnoliopsida, Poales, Poaceae. The record is from the annotation of a GenBank genome assembly.